CCCGGUUGGGGAGCGCGUGAGCGUGAUGGCGCUGGACCUGGCGUCGCUCAAGUCGGUGCGCGCAUUCGCCGCGGAUUACCUGCGGCUCAACCGCCCGCUGCAUGUGCUCGUCAACAACGCGGGUGUGAUGCUGUGCCCCUUCAUGCUGACGGCUGACGGCUAUGAGAACCAGUUCGGCACCAACCACGUGGGCCACUUCCUGCUCACCAACCUGCUUCUUCCGAAGCUGAAAGAAACGGCACAGCAGGAGGGCACAGAGACCCGCAUAGUGCUCGUCUCCUCCAUGGGGCACAAGUUGGCGUACCCGGAUGCCAUUCGGUUUGAUGCUAUCAAUGCUAAGGAGGGCUAUGACUCCAUCAAGGCGUAUGGGCAGUCCAAGCUCGCCAAUAUUCUCCACGCCAGGGAGCUGGCGAGAAGGCUCAAGGAGGAGGGGGCAGCAGUGACAGUGAACGCGCUGCACCCGGGGGUCAUCCACACCAACCUCUCGCGGCACAUCGUGCCGCCAGGGACCAUCUGGCACACGCUUGGACAGGGUGCGUACUAUCUGCUGUUCCAGUGGUUUAUGAAGACCAUUCCCCAGGGCGCUGCCACGUCGUGCUUCCUAGCAGCGCACCCCUCGCUGGCGGGCGUGAGCGGGGCUUACUUCGGGGACUCGCGGGAGGCGGAGAGCGAGGCGAACGACCUCAGCAGAGACAUGCAGCUGGCGGGGAAGCUGUGGGACCUGAGCGAGCAGAUGGCCAGCAAGGAAUGAGGGUCUCUGGUCAGUGGUCACAGGAGGGAUUGAUUAUGGGAUAUGAUAUCCGAAGAUUGGAAAAGACUGCCUCUUGUAACGUGAUGUGAUCCUACAUCUCCCUCGCAUCCCAUCGGAUUUUCCUCAUAGCGUACGGUAUCAGUCGUGCGCUGUUCUGUGCCGUGCUGUUCAAGUGCUCAGUCUGGUGGUCCAAAGCUGUUGGGCGAACGAGACGAGAUCUGUGACUCUGAUGUGAGGUAGGCCCAAUAAGAGGUUGUACCGGUAGGUUGGCACACAAUACACGCUUUGUUGUACCAAUGCUCUUGAUGUGUUGCGUUAACAACUGGAGACCACAGCAUAGCCCAGCUCAGUGUC
Closterium sp. NIES-67 is the source of this 1105-nucleotide messenger RNA. The record is from the annotation of a GenBank genome assembly. Lineage: Eukaryota; Viridiplantae; Streptophyta; Zygnematophyceae; Desmidiales; Closteriaceae.